This is a messenger RNA of Cajanus cajan (pigeon pea), 1097 nucleotides long. Its product is annotated as protein LURP-one-related 5. Lineage: Eukaryota; Viridiplantae; Streptophyta; Magnoliopsida; Fabales; Fabaceae. The record is from RefSeq and is a predicted model, not a curated record.
AUUGUGCUUUCCCACUGAACAGCACAUGUGAAAAGGUGAAGACGGUGUUUCUCCACACUCCACUCUUAACUCACACGUGUAUGUAAUAUGUAUGUAUAUAUAUAUCUCCCUCUCAACGCUGCAUUUGUUGAAGCAUUCACACAGAAGAAGAAGAAUGAAGGAGGAGUUGGUGGUGCAAGAAGGGUACGUUUUGAAGGAAGAAACCCAGCUGACAGUGCUGAAAACCUCUCUCUUCUUCAACGGUGACGGCUUCACAGUGUACGAUUGCAAGGGCAACCUCGUCUUUCGGUUCGACACCUAUGGUCCCCGCUCUCGCGACAAGGACGAACUUGUCCUCAUGGAUCCACAUGGCCGUUCUCUUCUAACCCUUCGUCGAAAGAAACCGAGUCUUCAUCAACGGUGGGAAGGGUUCAAAGGGGAGAAAACGGAGGGUGCUAAAGCGGUCUUCAGCGUGAAGAGAUCCUCGAUCAUCGGACGGUCCAGGAGCAGCGUGGCGGUGGAGGUCUACGAUAGCCCCGGUGUGGAGUACCUCAUCGAAGGGUGUUUCCCGCAGCGGUGCUGCAAGGUUUUGAAUGCGGCCAGGGAAUUAGUGGCUGAGAUUCGUCGCAAGGUGGACCCCACCACCAGCGUUAUGCUCGGCAAGGAAGUCUUUUGCCUUUGCGUUAAGCCCGGUUUUGAUGCCGCCUUCGCCAUGGCCUUGGUCUUGGUACUUGAUCAGAUCAACGGUGAGAAUUACUUUGAUGAUAGAAUCGUCGACCCCGCGGUGCAUCCUGCCGCACCAGAUCCGGGACUCGUUUCGCCUGUUCCCUAACUUGCCUUUUAAUUUCUCACUGUCCCUUCCUUUCUUUUUCUCUUUUAUUUUUGUAACCAAAAUAAUGACCAUGUUCUCAUCAAAUCACUAUGCGAUCACACUGUACAUUUUAUAUGCAUAGAGGAUAAAGGAAAACUCCUUUUAAUUUCCUAUUUACUGUUUAAUUUUAUCAUCAUCACUGCCUGACAUGGAUGAUUAGUGCUGUAUGUAUCGUGUGCAACUGCAACUAUAGCUUUCGGUUAAACUUAUGCUUCUAUUAAGUAAAGCUCCUUUUCCCAUUUUUUGA